Messenger RNA from Aethina tumida (small hive beetle), 2039 nucleotides. RefSeq names its product all trans-polyprenyl-diphosphate synthase PDSS1 (gene qless). The record is from RefSeq and is a predicted model, not a curated record. Bases 20 to 1297 code for a protein of 425 amino acids. Lineage: Eukaryota; Metazoa; Arthropoda; Insecta; Coleoptera; Nitidulidae. The transcript has 8 exons. Gene Ontology annotation, biological process: isoprenoid biosynthetic process; ubiquinone biosynthetic process. Gene Ontology annotation, cellular component: mitochondrion; transferase complex. Gene Ontology annotation, molecular function: prenyltransferase activity.
ACCCACAACACUCCCGACUAUGGCUUCUAUAGGUUCUAGUAGGAUUUGUGCGAGGGUGCAAGAAAAAUUGUGUCAGUGGGGACAUUCGCCAAUUUUCAAAAGACACUCGAUCAAUGUGCGCUCCAAAUUCGGAUUUCACACUGUCAACAGGACAAUCGUUACUAUUCCCGAAAUUAAGAAUCCAGUAUUAAAUAAAUUAGCCGCAACUGGUACGGCAUCAGGAUGCUGGCAUCCUUGCAUUCGACCGGAAGUGGCUGGCACGGCAUUUUCCUACAGCACAAUGAGGACGCAACAGCCUGGUUCGCUGCCCGAGUACCAGGUCGAUCCGUACGCCUUGUUAGAAGAUGACCUCAAGGAUGUUUAUGUGUAUAUUAGAGAGUCCCUUCGGAGGAACACAUACCAACAAGACCUGUAUGACAUAUCCACAUACUAUUUUGACGGACACGGGAAAGCCAUUCGACCAAUGGUGGCGAUUCUGAUGGCCAGAGCAAUAAACUAUCACAUUUACAAGGAAAAAAGCUUGUUACCGUCACAAAGAGAAGUCGCAAUGAUAUCGGAAAUGAUUCACACAGCAUCAUUGGUACAUGACGAUGUAAUUGAUCAGUCGGAUUUUAGACGAGGAAAGCCCAGUGUAAACGUAAUGUGGAAUCAUAAGAAGGUUACGAUGGCUGGCGACUUCAUCUUGGCUGUUGCCUCCAUGAUGAUAGCCAGGUUAAAGAACAAUGAUGUCACCAUCAUUCUUAGCCAGGUAGUAACUGACCUAGUUCAAGGAGAAUUUAUGCAGCUGGGAUCUAAGGAAACGGAAAACGAAAGGUUCGCACACUACCUUACUAAAACUUAUAGGAAAACUGCCUCCCUCAUUGCAAAUGCCGUAAAAGCUGUUGCUGUUUUGGCCGGCGCAGACGAACAGAUUUCGGAUAUUUCAUAUCAGUACGGCAGAAAUUUGGGAUUAGCAUUUCAAUUGGUCGACGAUCUCUUGGAUUUCGUUUCGUCCUCAUCUCAAAUGGGAAAGCCCACUGCGGCAGACCUUAAGUUGGGUUUGGCCACUGCGCCAGUAUUGUUUGCUUGUGAAAAGUACCCCGAAUUAAACCCAAUGAUAAUGAGGAGGUUUCAAGAGCCGGGUGAUGUAGAAAAAGCUUUUGAGCUUGUCCACAAAUCAAGAGGCCUAGAACAGACUCAGUUCCUGGCCAAGCAACACUGUCAAGAAGCGGCCAGAUUGGCCAGUCUUCUACAGGAGAGUCCUUAUCAAAAAGGUCUGAUUGUCGCCACCGAUUACGUAUUAAACCGCAUGAAAUAGCCCGAAACAAACUGGUACCUGCUUGGGAAUUUUUACUUUAGAUCAGUUCGUAGAUAUUUAUGAAAUGAUGCGCUGGAUAGUGAUGUUCUGUGCCGAAAUGAUCAAAAUAUAUAUUAAAGUAUAAAUACACAAAAAUUUUUAACAAUUAUUUUUAAUUAGUAGUAGGCUAUUUAGCUCUUAUCUAUUUUAAUUAUUUUGGUAUAGAAUGAGCUAUUUGAAGUUUGUUAUCCAGUUAGUUUUACUAGUGUUGCUUAUAUUUAUAAGCGCAAGUGAUUAAAGACAUUUUAAAUCACUUAGGAACCAUCUGUUUACGACUUUUGAGUUAGUAUUUUCGUUAGAGAAAUAUGAGUGAUUGCUCAAUAUGAAUGAAGUGGAAAUCCAGUCAUAUUUAAUACUACUUAUUUAAUUAAGUAUUCCAUAAUUUUAUUGUAUGAAUAAAUGUAAACCACAUGUAUAUAUUCUACAUAACAAUUUAUUAUUGCUUUAUAAUAAAAAUAUUUAAACUUGUGUAAAUAUGUAUAAUGGAUAUUGAAUGUAAUCUUUGUUGAAAUGGUUAAUUAAUUACAAAUCGAGUAAUGUAUAUAAUAUAUAAACACAAAUUAAUUAAUAUUGUUGAAACUUGUAAUUUAUAAGAGUUGUAAAUAUUUAUAAGUAUUCUAUAUUUUGUAUGAUUAUUAUUUUCUAUCUAUGUAUCAUUGGGCUCUCAACUGUACGAUAAUCAAUAAAGUAAAUUGGUGGGUUA